Messenger RNA from Dendrobium catenatum, 912 nucleotides. Its product is annotated as probable WRKY transcription factor 46. Gene Ontology annotation, biological process: regulation of DNA-templated transcription. Gene Ontology annotation, molecular function: transcription cis-regulatory region binding; DNA-binding transcription factor activity. Gene Ontology annotation, cellular component: nucleus. The record is from RefSeq and is a predicted model, not a curated record. The transcript is spliced from 3 exons. Lineage: Eukaryota; Viridiplantae; Streptophyta; Magnoliopsida; Asparagales; Orchidaceae. Bases 51 to 875 code for a protein of 274 amino acids.
AGCAUCACCGAAAAUGAGAUGAGCAUGAAAAGAGAGUAGCUUAGAUAGAAAUGGAGAUCAAUUUGCUUAUCAAUGCGCUUAACCAAGGAAACGAACAAAUCAGAGAGCUUGAAGCCCAGCUCGAUCAACCCAACUCUUCAGAAGCUUGCAAGUCUUUAGCAAGUCAGGUCCAGGCGGCUUUAGCAACCGCGAUCUCCAUGGCUAAACUGCUCAAUCAGCCGGCGAAAGCCUCUGAAUCGCCAUUGUUGGCAACUGAGAGUCCGAGGAGCGAGAAUUCUGAGAAGGUUUUCAAGAAAAGGAAGACGAAGACAAGGUUGAACACGCAAGUUCUUCUGUGUUCACCUUCAUCGGCCGUGAAUGACGGCUAUAGCUGGAGGAAGUACGGACAAAAGGUGAUACUCGGAUCAAAGUUUCACAGAGCCUACUAUAGAUGCUCCCACCGCGACACCCUCGGAUGUCCGGCGACGAAACAAGUACAACGUUCCGACGACGAUUCUUCUCUCUUCCAAAUCUCCCUCCACGGGGAUCACACGUGUGGAAACCAUCAUUGCCGGCGAAUCCCUGAGUUGCCGUCGGAGUUACACAAUACUUCGCCGGAGGCAGAGAGGCUCAUGAUCGUCUCCGGUGAUCUUCAGCCAGGUUUUUCAUUGACAUCCCCGUCGAUCUGCGGGCCGAGCAACGACAUUUCCGCGCCGAACUUGCGCGGGUCGGGCUCGGAGAUGGCUGAGAUGCUCUCCGGAGCGAGUUGGACGAUGAGUGAAUCUCCAAUUGAGAACUGGGAUUUUAAAGACGACUUCGAUACUCUCUGGUCUUCAACAACGAUUGAAUCUACAAUGGUCGAAUUCGGCGCAGAGUUUCCAUUUGAUUUCUCUUAGGGCUGUUUGGCAAAGUAGGAUUUAGGCUUAUGUUUAG